GAGAGAGAGAGAGAGGCAAAUAUAGGAUUCGUUCACAUGAACAACCAGACUCAGUCCCCCACAAUUUGCUGCUUUAACUGCUCUCUCUCUCUCUCUCUCUUCAUGUGGUGAUGAUGUGGCAUUAAUCAUCUUCCUCUCUCUGAUUCACAUCUUCCCCUCGAAUGAUCGAUUCGGAUUGAAUUGGCUCCAUUAGGUUAAAGAGAGAGGGAUGGUUUCAGAGGCUUGGUAUCGUAACCUAUGGAGAUUCCCAAAGAAACAACACGAUCAUCAUCAAUCCCAUAAAGAGAAGGCCGUGGUGCUCGGAGUAUUAGCCUUCGAGGUCGCGAGUUUACUCUCCAAACUCCUUCACUUAUGGCACUCCCUCAGCGACAAGAACGUCACGCGUCUCAGAGACGAGAUAACACGCUCCACGGGAAUCAAGAAGCUAGUUUCAGAAGACGACGACGACUUCGUCGUGAGGCUGAUACGCGACGAGACGAUGGAGAGCGUCGAGAGCGUAGCGAGAGCCGUGGCUAGGCUCGCGAGGAGAUGCAGCGAUCCCAAGCUGAAGAGCUUCGAGAGCUGUCUUUUCAGCUAUGGAGGUGAUGAUCCUUACGGGUGGCAGUUCGGGUGGAAGAAGAUGGAUAGGAAAGUUAAGAAGAUGGAGCGGUUUAUUUCGGUUAAUGCGAGUCUUUACCAGGAGACUGAGAUUCUUGCGGAUCUUGAGCAGACGGUUAAGAGAAUGACGAUGAGUAGUGAGUCUGCUGCGACCGAUAGUGUUUUGGAGUAUAAGAAAAAAGUCACGUGGAAAAAGCAUGAGGUGAAGGUUCUGAGGGAUGCGUCUCUUUGGAACCGGACUUAUGACUAUACGGUUCUUCUUUUGGUGAGAUCGGUGUUCACAGUCUUGAAUAGGACUAAACAUGUUUUUGGUGUUAGCUACAGAGCGGUGGAGGAGGGUAGUGAUGAUGUGGAUUCUGAUUUCAUCGGUCGGAGCCAAUCGGUUUCUACUGUUUUGGCGCAUUUAAUGUCUCAUCAGUCUGAGAGUGUUGGUCCUCCUAGAUUUGCUUCCGGUCCCCUUGGGAGAUUCACCGGUCCGGUUCCUGCAAGGUCCGCGAAGAUGAGUGAUUUCCUUUCGGAUACUCUCUGCACACAGUCCCCUGUGUCAGGUCCUCUUGUUGCGGAAAAGAACAAACGUUUCAAGUUUUACUCGGGUCCUCUUGGAAAGAUCACUUCCAAGUCAGGACCGCUUAUUGGAAUGGGGAAACACAACAAGAAGAUGGACCAGACCCCGGAAAGGCCUUCGGUUUCCUCAGAGAAGAAGCAAAUGAAACCAAACCGGUUAACACAGGUUGGCCCGUUUAAAGGCUGCAUGGUGUCUCAAGACGGUAUUACUCCACUCAGCACUAGGACAACCCGGAAUGGAGCUAGGAACCAUAUUCCUAACUCUGUCCAUGUUGAAUCCCGACCACCAAAGUUGUCAGAUGCUGCUCCUAAUACCCUCGGUGCAGCUUGCUUAGCGUUACACUAUGCUAACGUCAUCAUCGUGAUAGAGAGAUUUGUUGCGUCUCCUCACUUGAUAGGGGACGAUGCGAGAGACGAUCUUUACAACAUGUUACCGGCGAGCGUGAGAGCAUCGCUGAGAGAAAGGCUAAAGCCUUACUCGAAAAGCUUGAGUUCCGCCACGGUUUAUGAUCCAGGACUAGCGAAGGAAUGGACAGAGGCAAUGGCGGGUAUCUUGGAGUGGUUGGGUCCGUUAGCUCACAACAUGAUAAAAUGGCAGUCAGAGAGGAGUUACGAGCACCAAAGCUUGGUUUCGAGGACACACAUAGUUCUUGCGCAGACUCUUUCCUUUGCGAACCAGCAGAAGACAGAAGCUAUUAUAACGGAGCUUCUUGUGGGACUCAACUAUGUCUGGAGAUUUGGCAGAGAACUUAACGCCAAGGCUCUUCAAGAGUGUGCCAGUGAUAGUAUAACCCUUGAGAAAUGCAUGGACACAGAUAACUACUGAAGAUGUCCAAGACUACAUGUUUACUACCUCUUUGACCCGAACCGGCACUGGAACUCACCCCACGGGAAACAGAACCGUGGGCACGCCCGGUUAUCCAAUGCAGCUUGAACCAAACCAGAGGAACAAAAGCUGUUACAUUGCUCGAUUACCACGAGAGAGGUAUUAUGAUCUGCACGUCUCUUUAUUAUCUUAUCCCCUUUAGUACACUCUGCUUCGUGGAUUGCAAAUUCUGACUUGUUUGUAGUAGGAUGAUGAUGCAUUUGUAUAUUGUUUUAUGAUUUUAUUGUGGUUGAGUUACAUACUACUAUGUGCCACUGUUGUUUUUGGUUAUGUAGGUGAUACAGAAGAAUUCUUGAUUUCAAACUUUAGUGUCAACUUGUGCUUGAUGUUCUCUUCUCUUUCCGUUUCAUUUGAUUCGUAUGUGAUGUGUUUGUCAAGUUUUGGAACCAAAGUUCUUAGAUGUAUAAGUUGAUUGUGAUUUUACAAGUUUUAUGAAUGCACAAUAUGUAAUUGCAUAGUUGGCCAGCUGGAGAUUAGUGCUUUUAUUCUA
Brassica napus (rape) is the source of this 2537-nucleotide messenger RNA. RefSeq lists its product as uncharacterized. Gene Ontology annotation, biological process: positive regulation of growth. Bases 209 to 1987 code for a protein of 592 amino acids. Lineage: Eukaryota; Viridiplantae; Streptophyta; Magnoliopsida; Brassicales; Brassicaceae. The record is from RefSeq and is a predicted model, not a curated record. The transcript is spliced from 2 exons.